CCCUGGCUGCAAAUGGCCUGAGGGCCUCCGAUUUGUUCAGUGGGCGAUGAACACGCAGGUCCACGAGGGAAUCAAAAGGACCCCUUUCGAAGCGACCUUUGGACAGAAACCUCAUCUCGGACUUCGCGACUCCAAAAUUCCCAGGAGCAUCGCAAAAACCCUGAGAACUCAGCAGGAGCUCGAAGAUCUCGCAGCAGCAGGACCGUCUCGUCGCGACGACUCACCGCCAGUCAGUGCGGACUGCCCGUCGGUCAGCAGGCCGCCGACCUCGCCGACUGCAGCGAGGCAGCCACCACCGGGAACAGGGUCGCCGUCAUCGUCUCCGCCACCGCCACCGGACAGUGAGUCGCCGCCACCUCCACCGGACAGGGGAUCGCUGUUCCAGCCGCCGGACAGGGAGUCGCUCCCACCGUCAACGGGAAGGGGAUCGCCGUCGCCGUCGCAGUCACCGAACAGGAGGUCGCCGUCAUCUCAGCCCACGCAUCAUCCAACGUCUGGAUCGGCUGAGCCGCAGCCAGGACCUAGCGGCCUGCAAUGUGUCUCCUGUGGGCUGCGGGUACAGCAGGAGGACAGCUCCUGCAGGCUCUGUCAAAAAGCAAAGUCAGCGAAACGUCACCGCAGAGAGGCAUCAGCAGCGCAACAGCAGCAGGCGGCCAAGAUGCUGCGUAGAUCGCGGCAGUCUCGCCUCCUUGUCGGCCAAACCGUGAGGCUCGGCAUACCCGACGUAGACCGUGCCAGGAACCAGCCACCAAACAUUUUGGUAAUUAUAACUGAGGUUCGCGAAGACGGAUACACCUUGGGUACAGAGUACGGUCGCCUUUCCGGAGUUUACAGUCGUGCGUCACUCACUCCAUCAGACGUCGACUUUCUCACGCCAGAGUUCAUCCCGGAUGGCGAACCGGUGACAUUGAGGGAGGCAGCGCGGCGUGCGUCGGGGGGGCACCGGUCAAGGGAUACUCAAGUGCACCUGCAAACGUGUGUGCCGUGGGCGCUGCAAAUGUGUCAGCAGCGGACGAAUGUGCUCCUCGCGUUGCCACAAGAGCAGAACGUGCAAUAAUAAGUAAACUACUAAGUUACUA
Molecule: messenger RNA, 1079 nt
Organism: Amphibalanus amphitrite
Lineage: Eukaryota; Metazoa; Arthropoda; Thecostraca; Balanomorpha; Balanidae
Product: serine/arginine repetitive matrix protein 1-like
Exons: 4
Coding region: 47-1057 (336 amino acids)
Source: RefSeq, a predicted model, not a curated record